GGGGCCAGAGCCUAUCCCAUGAUGCACCGCGCCAGCCCUGUCCCCAGUGGGCCGCCAUGUUGUCGGAGUGAAAGGUAAGGGGGAGCGAGAGCGCUGGAGAGAGAAGAUCGGGGGGCUGAAAUCCAUCUUCAUCCUACCGCUCCGCCCGUGUUGGUGGAAUGAGCGUUGCAUGUGUCUUGAAGAGAAAAGCAGUGCUUUGGCAGGACUCUUUCAGCCCCCACCUGAAACAUCACCCUCAAGAAACAGCUAAUCCCAACAUGCCUGUUGUUUUGACAUCUGGAACAGGGUCGCAAGCGCAGCCACAGCCUGCUGCAAAUCAGGCUCUUGCAGCUGGGACACACUCCAGCCCUGUCCCAGGAUCCAUAGGAGUUGCAGGCCGUUCCCAGGACGACGCUAUGGUGGACUACUUCUUUCAGAGGCAGCAUGGUGAGCAGCUUGGGGGAGGAGGAAGUGGUGGAGGCGGCUAUAAUAAUAGCAAACAUCGAUGGCCUACUGGGGAUAACAUUCAUGCAGAACAUCAGGUACGUUCUAUGGAUGAACUAAAUCAUGAUUUUCAAGCACUUGCUCUGGAGGGAAGAGCUAUGGGAGAGCAGCUCUUGCCAGGUAAAAAGUUUUGGGAAACAGAUGAAUCCAGCAAAGAUGGACCAAAAGGAAUAUUCCUGGGUGAUCAAUGGCGAGACAGUGCCUGGGGAACAUCAGAUCAUUCAGUUUCCCAGCCAAUCAUGGUGCAGAGAAGACCUGGUCAGAGUUUCCAUGUGAACAGUGAGGUCAAUUCUGUACUGUCCCCACGAUCGGAGAGUGGGGGACUAGGCGUUAGCAUGGUGGAGUAUGUGUUGAGCUCAUCCCCGGGCGAUUCCUGUCUAAGAAAAGGAGGAUUUGGCCCAAGGGAUGCAGACAGUGAUGAAAACGACAAAGGUGAAAAGAAGAACAAGGGUGCGUUUGAUGGAGAUAAGCUAGGAGAUUUGAAGGAGGAGGGUGAUGUGAUGGACAAGACCAAUGGUUUACCAGUGCAGAAUGGGAUUGAUGCAGACGUCAAAGAUUUUAGCCGUACCCCUGGUAAUUGCCAGAAUUCUGCUAAUGAAGUGGAUCUUCUGGGUCCAAACCAGAAUGGUUCUGAGGGCUUAGCCCAGCUGACCAGCACCAAUGGUGCCAAGCCCGUGGAGGAUUUCUCCAACAUGGAGUCCCAGAGUGUCCCCUUGGACCCCAUGGAACAUGUGGGCAUGGAGCCUCUGCAGUUUGAUUAUUCAGGCACGCAGGUACCUGUGGACUCAGCAGCCGCAACUGUGGGACUUUUUGACUACAAUUCUCAACAACAGCUGUUCCAAAGACCCAACGCACUCGCAGUCCAGCAGCUGACGGCCGCUCAGCAGCAGCAGUAUGCCCUUGCAGCAGCACACCAGCCACACAUUGCAGGUUUAGCUCCUGCCGCGUUUGUGCCCAAUCCAUACAUCAUCAGCGCUGCUCCCCCAGGGACGGACCCCUACACAGCUGGAUUGGCUGCAGCAGCUACGCUUGGCCCCGCUGUGGUCCCUCACCAGUAUUAUGGCGUCACUCCCUGGGGAGUCUACCCUGCCAGUCUUUUCCAGCAGCAAGCUGCUGCUGCUGCAGCUGCAACCAAUUCUGCUAACCAGCAGACCACCCCACAGGCUCAGCAAGGAGGGCAGCAGGUUCUCCGUGGAGGAGCAAGCCAGCGUCCUUUGACCCCAAAUCAGAAUCAGCAGGGACAGCAAACAGAUCCACUAGUGGCAGCUGCAGCUGUGAACUCUGCACUUGCAUUUGGACAGGGUCUGGCUGCAGGCAUGCCAGGCUAUCCAGUUUUGGCUCCUGCUGCUUACUAUGACCAAACUGGUGCUCUUGUGGUGAAUGCAGGAGCAAGAAAUGGCCUUGGAGCUCCUGUUCGGCUUGUAGCUCCUGCUCCAGUCAUCAUUAGUUCCUCAGCAGCACAAGCAGCUGUUGCAGCGGCCGCAGCUUCAGCAAAUGGAGCCGCUGGUGGUCUUGCUGGAACAACAAAUGGACCAUUUCGUCCUUUAGGAACCCAGCAGCCUCAACCCCAGCCCCAGCAGCAGCCUGGUAACAACUUGGCAUCCAGCUCUUUCUAUGGCAACAACUCCCUGAGCAGCAACUCCCAGAGCAGCUCCCUCUUCUCCCAGGGCUCUGCCCAGCCUGCCAAUACGUCUUUGGGAUUUGGAAGCAGCAGUUCACUUGGCGCGACCCUGGGAUCAGCCCUCGGAGGGUUUGGAACCGCAGUUGCAAACUCCAACACUGGCAGUGGCUCCCGCCGUGACUCCCUGACUGGCAGCAGUGACCUUUAUAAGAGGACAUCGAGCAGCUUGACCCCCAUUGGACACAGUUUUUAUAACGGCCUUAGCUUUUCCUCCUCUCCUGGACCCGUGGGCAUGCCUCUCCCUAGUCAGGGACCAGGACAUUCACAGACACCACCUCCUUCCCUCUCUUCACAUGGAUCCUCUUCAAGCUUAAACCUGGGAGGACUCACAAACGGCAGUGGAAGAUACAUCUCUGCUGCUCCUGGUGCCGAAGCCAAGUACCGAAGUGCGAGCAGUGCCUCCAGCCUCUUCAGCCCCAGCAGCACCCUUUUCUCUUCCUCUCGCUUGAGAUACGGAAUGUCUGAUGUCAUGCCCUCUGGCAGGAGCAGACUGUUGGAAGAUUUUCGAAAUAACCGGUACCCUAAUUUACAACUGCGCGAGAUUGCUGGACAUAUAAUGGAAUUUUCCCAAGACCAGCAUGGUUCCAGAUUCAUUCAGCUGAAGCUAGAGCGUGCCACAGCAGCCGAGCGCCAGCUUGUGUUCAACGAGAUCCUCCAGGCUGCUUACCAACUUAUGGUGGAUGUGUUUGGAAAUUAUGUCAUCCAGAAGUUCUUUGAAUUUGGCAGCCAUGAACAGAAGCUGGCUUUGGCAGAACGGAUUCGAGGCCAUGUCCUAUCACUGGCACUGCAGAUGUAUGGCUGCCGAGUUAUCCAGAAAGCUCUUGAAUUUAUCCCCUCAGACCAGCAGGUAAUUAACGAGAUGGUUCGGGAACUAGAUGGCCAUGUCCUCAAGUGUGUGAAAGAUCAGAAUGGCAACCAUGUGGUCCAGAAGUGCAUUGAAUGUGUGCAGCCCCAGUCCUUGCAGUUUAUCAUUGAUGCAUUUAAGGGACAGGUAUUUGCUUUGUCCACACAUCCUUAUGGCUGCCGUGUAAUUCAGAGAAUCCUGGAGCACUGUCUCCCUGACCAGACCCUUCCUAUCUUAGAGGAGCUUCACCAGCACACAGAGCAGCUUGUGCAGGAUCAGUAUGGAAAUUAUGUCAUCCAACAUGUACUGGAGCAUGGUCGCCCUGAAGAUAAAAGCAAAAUUGUAGCAGAGAUCCGAGGCAAUGUGCUUGUAUUGAGUCAGCACAAAUUUGCAAGCAAUGUUGUGGAGAAGUGUGUUACGCACGCGUCACGCACGGAGCGCGCUGUGCUCAUCGAUGAGGUGUGCACCAUGAACGACGGUCCCCACAGUGCCUUAUACACCAUGAUGAAGGACCAGUACGCCAACUAUGUGGUCCAGAAGAUGAUCGAUGUGGCAGAGCCUGGUCAGCGGAAGAUCGUCAUGCAUAAGAUCCGGCCCCACAUCGCCACUCUACGCAAGUACACUUAUGGCAAGCACAUCUUGGCCAAGCUGGAGAAGUACUACAUGAAGAAUGGUGUGGACUUGGGGCCCAUCUGUGGUCCCCCGAAUGGUAUUAUCUGAGCAGUGCAGCCCAUUCCCGAGCCCGCUGACCUCGCUGAUCCCCGGCAGAUCCAACCAGCAGCCGCAAGGGUCCUGAGGCCGGCGUCUCGGGCCAGUGGUUGCUGCAGGGUUGUGCCCUCCCAGAAACCAAUCAACUCCGCAGGUGGAAAGCCUUUGUAAAUUUAAUUUUAUUACACAUAACAUGUACUAAUUAUUUUUUUUAAUUGACUAAUUACCCUGCUGUUUUACUGGUGUAUAGGAUACUUGUACAUAGGUGACCAAUGUACAUGGGAGGCCACAUAUUUUGUUCAAUGUUGUAUCUAUAUUCCAUGUGAAGAAACUUUCAGGGUGGUUGGUUUAACAAAAAAAAAAAAAAGUUUUAAAAAAAGGUUUUUAACUCAUUUGCCUCAUGGGCAAGUUUUGCAAAUAGCUCUUCCCCAUCUCCUCAUUUUAGUAAAAAACAAAAACAAACAAAAAAAAAACCUGGGAAGUUUGAAUUUUAGUUAAAUGGCCAUAAAGUGGCAUUUAACAAUUUAACACUUUAUAAAAAAAAUCGGUAUAUAUAUAUAUAUAUAUAUAUAUAUAUACAUACAUACAUAUAUAUGUAUAUAUAAUGAAAAUGUUUCAGAGUUGCUAAAGCCUCCAUUUAUGACAUUGUUGAUGAAACUUGCCAGCAACUGCUCUGCUGGAGACUGCGCUGGGCUGACGGCGGUAGUCCGGCCACUGGGGAGGAGCCGGCCCGGGGACGCCGAGGCCGAGGCAGGGCCGGGCCGGGCCGGGCCGGGCCAGGCCGGGCGCAUUGUUUACUGCCUACUGGAUUUUUUUCUGUUAACAUGGAAAGGCAAAAUCUGAUUCUUUUAGCAUGAGAAAAAAAAUCCAACUCUGCUUUUGGUCUUGCUUCUAUAAAUACAUAGUGUAUACUUGGUGUAGACUUUGCAUAUAUACAAAUUUGUAGUAUUUUCUUGUUUUGAUGUCUAAUCUGUAUCUAUAAUGUACCCUAGUAGUCGAACAUACUUUUGAUUGUACAAUUGUACAUUUGUAUACCUGUAAUGUAAAUGUGGAGAAGUUUGAAUCAACAUAAACCCGUUUUUUGGUAAGAACAGAGAGUUAGCCAGCCCUGUGCACUCAGUGUAUAUUCUCACCUUUUAUGGUCGUAGCAUAUAGUGUUGUAUAUUGUAAAUUGUAAUUUCAACCAGAAGUAAAUUUUUUUUCUUUUGAAGGAAUAAAUGUUCUUUAUACAGCCUAGUUAAUGUUUAAGAAGAUAAACCUAGCUUGGUUUUAUUUGUCGGCUAGUGAGGCGGUAGCAAGAUCCUUUCUAAAUAUUAUUCAGGAUGACUCAGUUCACACUAUAGUGGGUUUUUGUUUUUGUUUGUUUGUUUCUUUUUUACCCUACAAAAGUAAUGUUUUGCUUAUUUUGUGACAGUCAAAAGGACGUGCAAAAGUUGAGCCCUGCCCAGCCUUCCUACAAUCAGAGCCCUCCACCCACCUACCUGUAAAGUGUGAACUGCCCUUUCUUUUUGUACAGAAGAUGAACUGUAUUUUGCAUUUUGUCUACUUGUAAGUGAAUGUAACAUACUGUCAAUUUUCCUCGUUUGAAUAUAGAAUUGUAACACUACGCGGUGUACAUUUCCAGAGCCUUGUGUAUAUUUCCAAUGAACUUUUUUGCAAGCACACUUGUAACCAUAUGUGUAUAAUUAACAAACCUGUGUAUGCUUAUGCCUGGGCACCUAUUUUUUGUAACUCUUGUGUAGAUUGUCUCUAAACAACGUGUGAUCUUUAUUUUGAAAAAUACAGAACUUUGGAAUCUGA
Molecule: messenger RNA, 5516 nt
Organism: Dipodomys spectabilis (banner-tailed kangaroo rat)
Lineage: Eukaryota; Metazoa; Chordata; Mammalia; Rodentia; Heteromyidae
Gene: Pum1
Product: pumilio RNA binding family member 1
Exons: 22
Coding region: 159-3728 (1189 amino acids)
Biological process (GO): miRNA processing; regulation of mRNA stability
Cellular component (GO): cytoplasm; cytosol
Molecular function (GO): mRNA 3'-UTR binding
Source: RefSeq, a predicted model, not a curated record